GGCCACAUGGACACCAUGGUGCUGCAAGUGCGGCGCAGCCUCACCUUCCUGGUGGAGCAGUACUCCGGGAUCAGCUCGGCAGGGGCCCGCUGGGCAGCCAUGGUGUUGUCCACGGACUGGACGGAAUACAGAGUGGCACCAGAUAUCAAAGGAGCUGUGCUGGUGAGCGGCGUGUACGACCUCGAGCCCAUCCUGCACACCUAUGUGAACGAUGCGCUGAACAUGAGGGGGUCGCCCAGAGGUCGUGGCGUGCCCCCAGCAGCACCUGCAGCUGCGGCCUGUGAGGUCCUCGUGGCUGUGGCCCAGCAUGACUCCCCGGAGUUUCGCAGGCAGUCACAGGAGUACAGCCAGGCCCUGCGCGCAGCUGGCUGGUCCGUCUCCCUGUUGGAUCUCGCUGGUGUGGAUCACUUUGACAUCAUUGAGAAGCUGUCGGAGGACACCUAUGUCCUCACUCAG
Cariama cristata (Red-legged seriema) is the source of this 456-nucleotide messenger RNA. RefSeq names its product arylformamidase (gene AFMID). The record is from RefSeq and is a predicted model, not a curated record. The annotation marks the transcript as partial. The transcript is spliced from 5 exons. Lineage: Eukaryota; Metazoa; Chordata; Aves; Cariamiformes; Cariamidae.